AUGCGCCGUGCUGGGCUGUGCACGGUGGCACGGACAACCUGUGCCGUCGGCAGCGCUCUGGUGGACCAGGCGCUUCUGUCGCCCUCACCGGCGUCGUCGCUGCCACACAACUACUCGGGCAUGUCGGCCCAGCGCCGCCUUCGUCACUCCAGCGGCCUUUUCGCGUGCAGCCGAAUCGUUCGCUUUGACCUGCGCAAGCACGAGAUGGAGAAACGACGUCUUCGCGAGCUGGAAAAGGCCGGCAUCAACCCGACUGAUGACGAAGACGCGCCGUGGAUCGCCCCGGAGGAGCAGCAGCGGCUGGACGAGGCAGAGGAGCAGCGACGUGCCGAGAGGGAGGAGCAGAGGCAGGGCUUUAUGAAGAAGCGCGCCGAGGAGGAUGCGGUGAGGCGGCGAAAGUUCAAGGAGUUCCGGGCAAAGCAGAUUGCCAUGAGUCGGCACCGCAAGGAAACGAUGGCAGAGAAGAAGGAGGAGACGCGGCAGCACCGUCAGCAGACGAGCCGCGUCAACUUUGUUGAGGAAGUGGGAGCUGCGGAGGAUGACACCAGUGUGGGUGUCGGCAGCGCCCCUGUCAAAGCCACCUCCCAUAGUGGCAUGCAAUAG
Molecule: messenger RNA, 603 nt
Organism: Leishmania braziliensis MHOM/BR/75/M2904
Lineage: Eukaryota; Euglenozoa; Kinetoplastea; Trypanosomatida; Trypanosomatidae
Exons: 1
Coding region: 1-603 (200 amino acids)
Source: RefSeq, a predicted model, not a curated record